This is a messenger RNA of Ustilaginoidea virens, 1527 nucleotides long. RefSeq lists its product as uncharacterized. The record is from RefSeq and is a predicted model, not a curated record. Gene Ontology annotation, biological process: coenzyme A biosynthetic process. Lineage: Eukaryota; Fungi; Ascomycota; Sordariomycetes; Hypocreales; Clavicipitaceae. Gene Ontology annotation, molecular function: dephospho-CoA kinase activity. The transcript is spliced from 2 exons. Bases 1 to 1527 code for a protein of 508 amino acids.
AUGCCAUCAGACCGGACCGCCGCCCGCCCCCCGUCGCUCCUCCUCCUGCCGCCGCCUCCGCAGCCCGCCCUCGCCGCCACCGUCCGAGCAGCCUUUGGCGCGCCGCUCGAAUCCGUCCUGUCGACCCUCAGCCAUGAGAACAAGCCGGCUGGCGCGGCACGCACCAGCACCGCGGCGCCGCCCGUGCUCGUCGUCGCCGUCCCGUCGCCGGUGCUGACGGCCCCCGACGCGAGCGGCGCCCGCCAACGCUCCGUGUACUGGCACCAGGCCCAGGCGCUCCUGGCGCAGUUGUACUCGCUCGUGGCGGCCCUGUGCGCCGAGCGCGGCAUCGCCAGCGACGUGGGCGCCGCGGACCCGGGCGCCGUCGACGUGCGCGUCGUGCUCGUGCACCACGACGGCUCGGCCUGCCGCCCCGACGUAAACGCAAAGGGCGCCGCCGCCGCCCUCGAGCCCAACAACAACAACAACAACAACAACACGCCCGUCGCGGACCUCGCGGCGUUUGCGUCGUCGGUGCACCCGUGGAGAACCAUCUUCCACGCCAGCAGCGAGCCGGGCUACGGCGUCCUCGCCGCCUACCUCGGCCACGCCGACGGCAAGCACAAGCUUCUGCAGAGCCAGCUCGUCGCCGUGCCGGGGGGAAUCAGCCUGUCCCGCGCGCCCGGAGGAAGCCCGGACGUGGCUGCGGCGGCGGCGGCGGCGGCCCCGACGCGCGGCUACAGGACGGUCUGCCUGGGCGGCACGUUUGACCACCUCCACCCGGGCCACAAGCUGCUGCUGCACGCGGCCGUGCUGCUGCUGGACACGGGCGCGCGGGCGCGGGGCGGCGGCGGCGACGGCGAUGACGUCGACGAGGCAGGUCGUCAGUGCGAGCUGGUUGUCGGCAUCUCGGGCGACGAGCUGCUCGCCGGCAAGAAGUACCCGGAGGAGCUGCAGCCGUGGGAGGAGCGGGCGCGCGCAGUGGUCGACUUCCUGUCCACGCUGCUGGCGCUGGGGCGGCGGCGUUCGGGCGCCGCCGCGCAGGCCCCUCGGCGCGGGGAGCUGCGCGCCGGCUUCUGCGACGGCGACGGCGGCGGCGGCGGCGUCGUGGUGCGGUGCGUGGCGAUUCGCGACGUGUACGGGCCGACGGUGACGGAGGAGGCCAUUCAGGCCCUGGUGGUGUCGGGCGAGACGCGGGCGGGCGGGCGGGCCGUCAACGAGCGGCGCCGGCGCCAGGGGUGGGCGGCCCUCGACGUGUACGAGGUGGACGUGCUGGGGGGGGGCGUGGGCGUCGACGGCGAGGACGCGGGCGCGGGCGCGGGCGCGGCAGAGAGCUUCGCCGGGAAAAUCAGCAGCACGGAGAUUCGGAGGCAGAAGGCGCAGGGGAGGCGGGCAGCGGCAUGUGCACGAAGCAGCGGCAGCGGCAUCACCAUCACCAUCACCAUCAUCACCAUCACCAUCACCAUCACCCUCCCAGUCCGCACGCCCGAAACCCCACGGACCCACAACCCACCAACUUCCAGUGGUGACAGACAUGCACGAUUGUAA